GUUCCAUUAUUGAACUGAUAAUAUAAUUAAACGCAACUAAGGUCAGGAAUUUCGGGAAUUAACUCCAAAUCCCAGGAUAAAACUUCCGAGACAGCUAUAUCGAGGCUACUCGAUAGAACCAAAAAAUGUGGAGAAAUUUUCUAAUAUCUUUUGAGAGAGCCUUGGUAAUAACACCCGCCAUAAAACCCCGGCAAUGUCAAUGGCAUGCCCACAUAACCAAGGCUUCUUCGCAACGUUCCCUCUCCUCAUCUUUUGUUUUGCAUAAAACAGAGACACUACCAAACAAUUCCUCCUCAGAGGGUGAUGGUGAAUAUAUUGUACCCUACAAGCCGGAAUAUGAAAGGUCACAAUCAUCCCGGGCUCUGAUGGAAUCAAUACGUACACGUUUUCGCUUUAGUGACAAGGAAAUGCAACAGAUUAUGGAAGAUCCGCAAGUUGCAAAGAAUUAUCGCAAGAAAUCAUUGCUGCUCACAUUGGACAUCCUCAUGGCGGAGGGGGUUACAAGGAAACAAUUUGUGGAAUAUCCCUGGAUUAUAACUUUGGAAAAAGGAAGUUUGGUAGAGAAAAUUUCCAUACUCAAGUCCUUGCGUGGUUUUCGUGACAUCAAUGACUUUGUGCCAUUCUUACGUUUACAUUUAUCCCGUUUGCGUCGCUUGGCCACAAGUAUGAACAAUGAGGCGGAUCUUGUAACCUUUGGAAAUCGUGUUUAUUAUAUAGCCGACAAAUUACAUGUACCGGCAAGUUUGGUAAACAAAUAUCUGGCCAAACGUUUGUUUGUUUUAGAAAUGCCCCUACAUAUGUUUAAAACCAAUUUGGAAUUAAUGCUCAAAUACAAUGUAGAAUCUAAAAAUAUCCUCAAAGAUCUAUGGGCAUUUCGCUAUGCUCCACGUUCAGUGGAGAUGCGUCUCAAGAGGGCCAUAUCAGCCAAGAAGGAUAAGAUAAUGCCAUGGAUGGUCAGAUGUCCGGAAUCAAUAUUGCAAAAAUCCCUACAAAUUUCUUUAGAUGACUUGGAAAUUCUUGGUGAUCGCACACCCGCUGAAUACAUUGGUGACCGUUUGGGCUUCAAUGCCGAAGAAGCAAUGUGUAUUAUGAACAAACAUCCACAGGUAAAAAAAGUCCGUAUGACAAAAAUAAAAGAAGUCCUGGAUUAUCUUCUUAAUGAAGCGAAGUUUACACGUCAUGAAAUUGCCCAAGUUCCAAGGAUUUUAUGCCAUAGCUUGGAAACGACAAAACAACGAAUGGAAGAAUUAAAACAGCAUGGCUGUCGUCCCUCUAGUUUGGUUAUUCUAUGCAAAAGUAAAAGAGAGUACAGUAAAUUUUUGAAUUCAUGGAUCGACCAAUACAAUCCGAAUAAGAGUAUUCAAAAGAAUGAAAUAAAGGAAGAAAAUGACCAAAGUUAGUAUACAUAAAAAGACUUGUAUUUUUCCGAUUAGGUGC
Molecule: messenger RNA, 1437 nt
Organism: Musca domestica (house fly)
Lineage: Eukaryota; Metazoa; Arthropoda; Insecta; Diptera; Muscidae
Gene: mTTF
Product: transcription termination factor, mitochondrial
Exons: 3
Coding region: 126-1400 (424 amino acids)
Biological process (GO): regulation of DNA-templated transcription; termination of mitochondrial transcription
Cellular component (GO): mitochondrial matrix
Molecular function (GO): double-stranded DNA binding
Source: RefSeq, a predicted model, not a curated record